Vitrella brassicaformis is the source of this 1053-nucleotide messenger RNA. Lineage: Eukaryota; Vitrellaceae. The record is from the annotation of a GenBank genome assembly.
CCCUCCUCACUGUCGCUCCCUGACGUGACGAUGUCAUCAAAUGCACCGCCUUUGCGAGGACAGGCGAGAGCGGCUUCAGCUGCUGAAGAAGUCUGCGGGUAUCGUGUCUCUCGGUGCGCUAUGGUUUGACCACACACGGCAUUGAACACUUCCCCAGUGAUGCACCAAACACCACACGGAUGCAAUCGAUGCACAUAACAUAUUUCUCUGGCCCCUUUGUGCUCUGUGCUCAUUAGCUUACAGUCCGCUGCCGAGUUUCCCGUUCAUCUGGUACAUGUCAUUGAUAUCGUUGACCGACUGGAUCAGUGUCGGCUCCCUGCGAUACGGCGUGUGCAUGCUGCUGGCAGUGCUGUUGGGCGAGUCGCCUGCACUGCCUGGAGAGGGGUAGGGCGGGGGAGGGGGGAAGGGCGACACUGGCGGCACACUGAAGGGAUGGGACACAUUUGGGGGGACGGUGGGGGGGAGGCCAAAGGGGCCGUGGGCGAAGAACAGCGGCUCACACGGCUGGAGAAAGGACGACGGCUGAGGUUGGUGGUGCUGUUGGUCAGGGAGAGCCGGGUAUGAGGGAGCCCUUGGGCUGCUGGCCUGCAUGGGCGCCUCUGGGCCGCUGGGCGCGAAGGGUCCGCCCUGGGCUCCGCCGGCGGGCGUCAUCCCAGGCGGCGCCAUGAUGGGCAUGGUGAUGGUUGUGAGUGGGUUGUGUCUGAUCGAUCAACGAAAAGCGUUGCCCCUCCUUGAUGGCAUGUCCUUACAGCGCAGCACACGCAUCAGCAAAAGUCCAAGUCAUUACACAAGUCCACUUACACUUACAGCGAACUCCUUGGGCUGCUGGGCUGCAUCGGUGCAGGUCCGUUGGGCGCGAAGGGUCCGCCCUGGGCUCCGCCUGCCGCUAAAGUGAGUGGAGAGGUAGACGGUGGGCUGCUGGACAUGUUGGUCUUGUGAGAAUUGUUGUGGCUGCAACCAUUUGAGGUUCCUCCACUGCCAGGAGGAACGGCUGGCUGACUUGGGCCGACCUGACGCGACGACGGGGCGGAUGUGGCCAUUGCAGCCGCAAUC